GGGCAGUUAUUCUCAGUCAGUCGACUUGCCGCCGCCGCCGCCGCAUUGACGCUCACACCGGUGACCGCCGCGCACGCCGCAUACAUUUCCGAACGCUUUGCGUCCACCUGCACUUCUCGCCUGCACGUUUCUUGUGUAAUCAGUCACGACGCUCCUGCUGCCCCCGCCGCUGUACCCACUCAUACUGCUCCCAUCGUUGAUUUCCGGUGUCUGAGACUGUGGCAGUACUGCACUUGCCGCCGCUCGACAAGCAGCUGUUUCUUCCUCAAUUUACCACUGCAUAAACAGCAACUUUUUAAUAAUUGAAUCGGUAAACAAAAUUGGUGUCCGCACGCGACGAGAAUGCACCGAGAGCGUAUGUUUUCCGCGCGUCGCGCGCAUUCCUGCCUUGGCGUCGUCGUACUCCUCGGCGUACAUCUAAUCGUCGGUUCACGUGCAGUGCCUCUAUCGAUGGUGAUGAAUUCGCCCGGCAUCGUCAUCCCGAACGCGCUGGAUGAAGAGUUGCGGGACAACAACCUAGACGACGACUUCACAACGCAUCCCCUCGAACGGUUAAGCUCGGCGGCAACUUGUCUAGUCGCUGGGGUGGAAUACACUCAUGGACAACAGAUUUAUCGCAAAGAUCCAUGCGAGUUCUGCCUGUGUCUCGACGGGGAGAUGUUUUGCUGGUGGCAGGACUGCCCGCCAACACUGGAGGGUCCCUGCAAGGAUCGUGGACCAUUCACGCCGUGCCAGAACGGGGCAAAACCAGCGCCGCCACCGUCGUCCGCAUCCGAGUUGAAAAGUUCCGCGGUAGCGCCGGCUCCAACUGGCCGCCCAACCGCACUUUUCCCAACGUCUUCCGCCACCACCUCGGUUGGCCCACCCGCAACGGACCUAGUGGUCGUCACACCAAACGUCGCCGACAGCGGGAGCGAUGACCCUCUGGAGGGGGCGAACGAGGAUGGUGUCGGCCCAACUGAUGCCACAUCCACCGAAAGUGUCGAUGAACGCACCUCUGAGUGGACUUCCACAGUGACGCCUAAAAUCUGCACAGUGAUGGGGCGGCAAUAUAAUGUGGGUGACCGACUGCCGCACGAUACUGGCAAUUGUGUCGAAUGCAUUUGCGGACGUGGAGCACAUAUCACCUGCUCACCACACCAAUGCGCCCCGGCGACAAGCGACGACAACGUCGAUGAAAUCAACGACUACCGGCCGCCCGGUUUGCGCGCCGCACAGCCCGACGUCUUUUAAGUCGCCUCCUUGGCCGCCAUCGUCCCGACACAGAAGUUUUAUAGAUUUUAUCAUACUUGAAUAUUUAGGAAAAAAAUAUAGACGACGGCCGCGUACUAGAGAAACUCUCUUUGAUUUCGUACCGAAAACUUGCGCAUAUCAAAUGUUAACAUUAGCAUAUCCAAGAGGCAGACGGUGCAAGUAGAAACCGUAAAGUGGCAAAGUAAUUACGUGGAAAAAGCGAGAACGUUAGGAGAAAUUUAUGAAAAAUGAAAUUUACACACAAUGGCGAUGGCGCAGAACGUUUGCAGCAUGAAAUCAGCGCAAAAAGCGUUCGGAUUCCAAAAAAACCACACAUAAAAAAAGUAAAAUUUUAGUUUAUUCGGUGCAAAUAACUAAAACAUUUUAAAUUAAUUUAGCAAAUACCGGCUGAAAGCCGAAGCCAAACGGGCGAUGGAAGCGUUUAAAGAAGUAACGGCGUGCAAGGGAAAAGUUACUACUCAAAAAGGAAAAAAAAACUCGCAAAAAAUCGAACAGAGCAUAGACUUGGAAGUACUCCAAAGGAGAAACUUGGCGGAUUAACGGAAGGAAAACGAUGGAAAGUGCGCUGGAGAAAAACGAUUGAAUUGAUUUUCCUUCUUUUGUUUGAAACGGCAUUGUUUCUCUCUCGUAUCCUGGUCAAAUUCCUGUUUAAAGAUGUGUUGUGCUUGAAUUUAGAUUUUCCUUUUCAGGAAAUCAUCUUCUUUAAUUUCAAACCGACAGAUUGAUUUUCAUGCAUGUGCUAAAUAAUUUUCAAAGCAUGUUUAUUCAAAGAUGGAAGUUACAAUAUCAAACGUAGAGUAAACGAGGGAAAUAAUACAAAAUGUAAUAAAAAUUUAAGAAAAAUUACAUUUUCCUGUGUGUGUCUUAAUCAAAUCAUCAUAUUCAUGUACCAAUUUAGUACCAACUAUCUAAAUAUACAAGUAAAGUAAAUAAAAAUAAACAAAAAUAUAACUAGCAGUAAAGUAGAGGUAAGAAACUGAAAUUUCGAAACUGUACGCUAAAAUUAUAUGGAAAUAAUGAUGACAGACGGAAA
Molecule: messenger RNA, 2287 nt
Organism: Dalotia coriaria
Lineage: Eukaryota; Metazoa; Arthropoda; Insecta; Coleoptera; Staphylinidae
Exons: 5
Coding region: 343-1233 (296 amino acids)
Biological process (GO): negative regulation of BMP signaling pathway
Cellular component (GO): AMPA glutamate receptor complex
Source: RefSeq, a predicted model, not a curated record